AUUCCAACAAUAGGGGAACUGGAGCACCAAGAUUCCCUUAUCAAUGUUUCCUACGUGAAAUGGUUUAUUGGAAACAUUUGGACAUUUAUUAAGUGAAUAGCAUAUAAAAUUAAACUUACCGUUUUUUAAUUAGGAUUCAAUUUUGAAAGGAAUAGUUACAAACAGACCAAAAUGGGGGAAAAGGGAGGACGCACGGAUAUGGACCGUGUUGGUUUAUUUAGGGAGAUGGGAUACGUUACAAUAAAUGAUAAAUAUAAGGAACGUGGAGUCAAAUUCAAUGAAGCAGCUGAAAAGGGUAAACAGAUGUUAACAGAGGGCUCAAAAGAUAGGUCUGCUUUGCAGGCUGGGUACUUUCAGAAGGGAUAUACUAGGGUGUUUGAAGGAGAAUCCUAUACAGACCCUAUAAAAAUACGUCGACAAAAUCGGUUGAAAGAAAUGCAAAAGAACAUUGCAAAACCAUUUUUACCAAGCAGUGGAGAGAAAAAACAAUCUGGUCUAGGAAAUCAUUAUGGAACAUUAGGUGGACCAAUUGGUGCAUUUAGUCCUGCAUCAAGACCUGGCAAGGAAUACAAAUCUCCAGGCAAAAACUUCUCAACAAAUCCAGGGAAAAGGGGAACAGGAUUUGGGUAUCUCGGAGUAACUUUAGGGAAAUAUCCCAAUUACUUACAUGACCCAUUUGAUCAGCAUAAAGAAAUUGCCAGGAAAGAAUUACAACAACAUAAGAGUUCCAUAAAGGGAAGUGGUCCAUUUAAACUAAAUAUGCAUCCGAGAGCUUACUUUGAUGGCAACCCAUACACCUCUGACAAAUUUGGUCGCAGAGGUGGGUCUGCAACUGUGCCAACUAAGAAAGAUGAUUCCAAACCUUUCAAACCAAGCUCCCCUGGAAAGAUGCCUGCUGGUAUGAAAGCUGGAACAUUCGAUCCUUAUCCCUCACAUUCUGCUGAUCCGUACAAAGUCAAAGUUUCUCGCUCUGUCAAUAUUGUCAACAAAAGUGGGAAAACAUUUAUGCCUUCUCAGGGUCCGAAGAGUACACCAACUGUGUCUAUUGUCAACCAAAAUGUGCUCAAAUCAAUCAACAUUCAGAAUUACAGAUCAGUUUCAGCGAUUAUAUAAAGCCAUAAUCAUCGUAGUAUAGAUAUUUGGGAUGCAUGUCUAGAAACAAUAUAAACAACUUGUGGCACGAUUCCUUUCUUUUUUUACCUCUUCCAAUUUCCCAGUCAAACAAUAUCUCUGUAUGUGAAGCACAGAGUUAUGUAUUAAUUGAAAAGACAUUUAAUGUCAUAUUUUUAUAUUGUAUAUAAAAUAUUCAUGUCUAGAUUAUUUAUGCCUCUUGUGUGCAAAGACAAAACCUCAUCUUCUAUUGGUGUUUUUUUUUACUUCAAUAUUAUCUCUCUCAGUGUAUUAUAACAUUUUGUGUUAGGUUGAAUUUUUUUUUAAAAAAUGCAUAUCAGUCUAGCUGUUUUGUUGCAAUGGCCAAUACAUUAAUCAUUAUGUAUUGGCAAAACUCAUCAAGUUGAAGCUGUGAUAAAGAGUUAUAUUGCCCAUUAUAGGUUAUUAUAAAACUAGAUUUUUAAGUGUUCCUGUGAAAUCUGUGUAAAAUGUUUCUAUGUUGACAAAACCAUAUUUAUUUGCUUGGAUUUAGCAAGUUAUUCUUCUUCCUUGCAAAUAUAAAUUUGUGUUACAAUUUUUCUUUUGUUACGUUGCCUUAAUAAAAACUUGAACAUUAUCCCUCAAAACUGGUGCUGUGAUGGUGUUACAGUACUUAAAUAAAGGUCUUUCCAAGGGUUUCCCUCAAAAUUUGAAUGGCUAUAUACAUUUUGGUAACAAAAAAUCAUUUAGAAAUUAAUGGCUGUAGUGAAAUACAAGAUUUUCAAAUUAUUGACCAAGAUUUCCCUACAAUAUUAAAGGUUUACAAUAUACAGUUGCAGAACAUCAAAGUACAUGUAUAAUUAUGGAUAAAGAAACCCUGGAAAAGCCAUACAGUAUUUGCCUUAAAAACUAAAUGUGUUUGUUUACUACUAUGAUAAUAACAGACUACAUGUUUUUAAAUAUCAUUACUCUUAAGAUUUCUUUUUCAAUAUCAAUUCCUACGUUUGCCCCUUAACCUUUUUAUUUAUCAAUAUUUUCAACCAAAUUUAAUUCUAGUUCUGUUUUUUUUUUAUUUUUUGGUGAAUGCAAUAUAAAAUAUUACAAACCAUUACAUUAUUUGAAAAAAAAAUUCUGUUUUAUAAAAGUUCCCCAUACAAGUAGAUAUACUAUUAUCAUAAACAAUAAUUUGUCGCAUUUUAUGAAAAUGAAUUUGAAAGAUGUGCUGCAAAUGGUUGUAUUUGUUAAUUUUUCCACAUGAAAAAUAAAAUUUAUCUUUACGAAUA
This is a messenger RNA of Magallana angulata, 2372 nucleotides long. Its product is annotated as UPF0602 protein C4orf47 homolog. Gene Ontology annotation, cellular component: centrosome. The record is from RefSeq and is a predicted model, not a curated record. The coding region runs from base 172 to 1113 and encodes 313 amino acids. NCBI's taxonomy places the organism in Eukaryota, Metazoa, Mollusca, Bivalvia, Ostreida, Ostreidae. The transcript is spliced from 7 exons.